Molecule: messenger RNA, 3856 nt
Organism: Tupaia belangeri chinensis (Chinese tree shrew)
Lineage: Eukaryota; Metazoa; Chordata; Mammalia; Scandentia; Tupaiidae
Gene: MOV10L1
Product: Mov10 like RNA helicase 1
Exons: 26
Coding region: 90-3530 (1146 amino acids)
Molecular function (GO): helicase activity
Source: RefSeq, a predicted model, not a curated record
CGUCGGCCGACUCGGUGCUUGUCCAUGCAGGCGACGCCAAUCUGAAAACCGUGCGGGGCGUGGUGACCCGCUACUGCAGCGACUACGGCAUGAUUGACGACCUGAUCUACUUCUCCAAUGAGGCGGUGACUAGCAAAGUGCUUCUGAACGUGGGGCAGGAAGUCAUCGCUGUCGUGGAAGAAAACAGAGUGUCCAAUGGGCUGAAAGCAAUUCGGGUGGAAGCUGUCUCUGAUAAAUGGGAAGAUGACAGCAGGAGCCAUGGAGGACUGUCAGACUCCCACCCCCGUGUGCUGAUUGGCUGUGUGACCUCCCUGAUGGAAGGUGCUGGCUACAUCAAUCAGACCACAUACUUCUCCCUGGAGAGUGUGUGUGAAGGUUUUGAGCCCUGUAAGGGAGACUGGGUAGAGGCUGAGUACUGGAUCCGGCCAGGCACGUGGAGCAGUGAGGCCCUCUCUGUGAAGCCGCUGAGGUACAAGCGCGUGGACAAGGUCUGCAUCUCCAGCCUCUGUGGGAGAAACGGGGUGAUAGAGGACAGCAUCUUCUUCACCCUGGACUCACUGAGACUGCCUGGCGGGUACGUGCCUCGCAGAUACGACGUGGUCAGCGCCGUGGUGGUGGAGAGCAGCCAGUCCUGCUACGUCUGGAGGGCGCUGUGCGUGACCCCAGUGACAAGGCGAGACUUCGCUGCCACCAAUGAGGCUGCAGAGGAGGCCUGCGGAGCAUUUUUACUGAAAAACAAAGGGGGCCUUGAAGUCACCCGGGUGGCCAACUUUGGAACACUGAAAGAAGGGGAAAGUAAAAGCGUGGUGAUCUGGAUAGAGAAUAAAGGUGAUGUCCCUCAGAACUUAGUCAGCUGCAAACUGGCUUGCUGGGAUAGCGCUAAACAGUUCAGAGUCCAAAUGCUGGGUAAAGACCAAACAUGCCCGCUCACAUCUCUUGUUCCUGUUCCUGAGGAGGAGAAGAAUGCUUCAGAUGAAAAUUUUACCUCCUCAAAUAGCUGCAGAAAACACAAAGCCUACCAGACCUUGGAGCGCAGUGUGACGGGUGCUGGAGGUGUCCCCGCAGAUGACUGUACCUGUAGAAGAGAAAAUGGAGGGGAAGACAGCAGCCGACCACAGGAGCGAACCACAGAGCCUGGGCCUGCACAGCAGCGCACAGCGGAGCCUGAGGCUGGGGAGCUCGUCCCUCCAGGGGGCAAAACCUUCGUCAUGGUUACGUGUGAAGCAAAGAAUUCUGGCCGGUGCAAGGAGCUCCUUUUGCUUUGUUUUUCUAAUUUCCUAAUCGGGCGAUACCUUGAAGUAAACGUCGUCAGUGGUGAGGAGUCACUAAUAGCUGUUCGUGAACCAUUUUCUUGGAAAAAGCCUAAAAGCUCCCCAGCAUUGGCAUCCACGAAGACUACUGUUGUCGUGACCACACAGAAAAGGAACUCGAGACGGCAGCUUCCAAGCUUCCUCCCACAGUAUCCGAUUCCAGACAGGCUCAGAAGAUGUGUGGAGCAGAAAAUCGACAUCCUGACCUUCCAGCCGCUGCUCGCCGAGCUUUUGAACAUGUCUAACUACAGGGAGAAGUUUUCAACUCUGCUAUGGCUAGAGGAGAUCCAUGCAGAAACAGAGCUGAAGGAGUAUAACAUGAGUGGUAUCACCUUGAAAAGGAACGGGGGCCUGCUGGUUCUGGAGGUCCCAGGGCUGGCCGAGAGCCGGCCUUCUCUCUAUGCAGGUGAUAAACUGAUUUUAAAAACUCAGGAGUACAAUGGACACGUCAUCGAAUACAUCGGCUAUGUGACCGAGAUUCACGAGGAAGAUGUAACUCUUAAACUUAACCCAGAAUUUGAACAAGCAUAUAACUUCGAACCUAUGGACGUGGAGUUUACAUACAAUAGGACCACAAGCAGGCGGUGCCACUUCGCACUCGAACAAGUCGCCCAUUUAGGCGUGAAAGUGCUGUUUCCAGAAGAAAUUAUCUUACAACCUCCACAAGUGACAGGGGACUGGAGCCAUGAACCAGAAACCAAAAGUGAGGAGCAGGCCACCGCCAAGAAUAGGAAAGCCACGAGGGACCAAGCCAUGUCUGCAGCUGUGGAGAGCUACAUGGGUGGCGAGGACCUGCCAGGGCUGCUGGCCUCUGCAGCAGAGGCGAGUGAUCUGGACCGUGAAAUUCAGAUCCCUAAGGCCAGAGGGAGGGAGUUCUUUAACCCGGUGCUGAAUGAGAACCAGCAGUUAGCUGUCAGAAGGAUCCUGAGCGGCGACUGCCGCCCACUCCCGUACAUCCUCUUUGGACCUCCUGGGACAGGAAAGACGGUGACCAUCAUAGAAGCGGUUCUUCAGGUCCACCAUGCUUUGCCGGACAGCCGGGUCCUGGUCUGCGCGCCCUCCAACAGCGCUGCUGACCUUGUUUGUCUGCGGCUGCACGAGAGCAAGGUGCUGAGGCCGGGGGCCAUGGUCCGGGUGAAUGCCACCUGCAGGUUCGAGGAGACCAUCAUCGACGCCAUCCGGCCAUACUGCAAGGAGGGGGAGGACGUCUGGAGGGCCUCGCGCUUCAGGGUCGUCAUCACCACAUGCAGCAGCGCGGGACUGUUCUACCAGAUUGGAGUGAGAGUUGGACACUUCACACACGUGUUUGUGGACGAAGCCGGGCAGGCGAGUGAGCCGGAGUGCCUCAUCCCCCUGGGGCUGAUUUCUGACGCGGGUGGCCAGAUUGUCCUUGCUGGAGACCCCAUGCAGCUCGGCCCAGUCAUAAAGUCCAGGCUGGCCCUGGCCUAUGGGCUGAACGUGUCGAUGCUGGAGAGACUCAUGUCCCGGCCCGCCUACCUGAGAGACGAGAAUGCCUUUGGGGCGUGUGGCGCCUAUAACCCCCUGCUGGUCACAAAGCUCGUGAAGAACUACAGGUCCCACUCAGCCCUGCUGGCCCUGCCCUCACGACUCUUCUACCACCGUGAGCUCCAAGUCUGUGCCGACCCCAAAGUGGUGACCUCUCUGCUGGGCUGGGCAAAGCUGCCCAGGAGAGACUUCCCCCUCAUCUUCCACGGCGUGAGGGGCAGUGAGGCACGUGAAGGAAGAAGCCCGUCAUGGUUCAACCCCGCAGAGGCUGUCCAGGCCAUGCGCUACUGCUGCCUCCUGGCCCGGAGCAUCUCGAGUCAGGUGCCCGCCAGCGACAUCGGUGUCAUCACACCCUACCGGAAGCAGGUGGAGAAAAUAAAAAUUCUCCUGCGAAAUGUUGAUCUGAUGGAUAUAAAGGUUGGAUCAGUAGAGGAAUUUCAAGGGCAAGAAUAUUUGGUUAUCAUCAUUUCAACUGUACGAUCAAAUGAAGACAGGUUUGAAGAUGACCGAUACUUUUUGGGUUUCUUGUCCAACUCAAAACGGUUUAAUGUCGCCAUCACCAGACCCAAGGCCUUACUGAUUGUGCUGGGAAACCCACACGUCCUCGUCAGAGACCCCUGCUUCGGAGCUCUGUUGGAGUACAGCAUCACCAACGGCGUGUACACCGGGUGUGAUCUGCCUCCUGAACUGCAGGCACUGCAAACCUGUGACUAGAUAGCAGCCCUCCCGCCUUGGAGUGCCGAUCUGUGGGGCCAGAGAGGGGGCGGGAACCACCACAUGCCUGUCUGUGGACCCGGCCCGCAGCCCUCCUGCCGCCGGGGUUUGCUCCGAGAUUCACGUGCCUGCCCCUCGUUGCACAGCCCCACAUAGGAGGCCGCCCGCUUGUCUGAGCUGUUCCUGCCCCAGUGGGUCCUGCCCUGGGCAGUCCCUGUUGCCUGUCUACCCUGAAAUAAAUGCUCGAGUGAGUCUCUGCCACCUUUCCACCUCGAGACGUGCCUGUGUGGGUGACGAGAAGGGUUUCAUGUGUCCUCUGAACAGCU